Molecule: messenger RNA, 4845 nt
Organism: Uloborus diversus
Lineage: Eukaryota; Metazoa; Arthropoda; Arachnida; Araneae; Uloboridae
Gene: Rbcn-3B
Product: WD repeat-containing protein 7-like
Exons: 28
Coding region: 89-4663 (1524 amino acids)
Cellular component (GO): cytoplasm
Molecular function (GO): protein binding
Source: RefSeq, a predicted model, not a curated record
CGACUGUCUGCUGCAAAGUUGCUGCAAAUUUCCGUUUUUAAUGAAUUAUUUUGUUUGAGUUCUAACUAUGCAUGAAUAAAAGACAAAGAUGACUAUAUCCAAUCAGUUGGUUGUGCCUAUUACCCUAUGGGGUAAUAGAGCUCCUACUCAUUGUAUUUCAGCCAUAUUUCUAACAAAAGAUGAGAAAACAAUUGUGACUGGCUGCAAUGACGGGCGCAUUUGUGUCUGGGAUGUGAAAGAUCACCUUAAGAUUGUUCCCCGCUGUUUAUUAUUUGGACAUACUGCACCAGUUCUUUGCCUUACAAAUGGUAGCAUAGCCCGUGACAGGGAGAGCACACUUCUUGUGAGUUCAUCAGAAGCUGGAGAAAUGUCUCUAUGGGCUUUGACUGAUGGUCGUUGCCUGGAAAGUCAAAAACUCCCAUUUAUUCACACAUCUAUUCAUUCCUACCAAAUGCAUGGAACAAACGAUGUGAGGCUGUUUUGCAAUGGCUAUUAUGCUGAAAUAUUAGUGAUGGAGGUUCUUACAUUAACUGUUCUAUUCACACUUUCAUCCAGAGUUAGUCCGAAUUGGAUCAGUGCUAUGCAUAUACUUCGUCCCGUUAAAAGUCAAGAUGAUGUCAUUGUUGGUCUCACUGCUGGUGGCAUGGUAAAAAUCUGGACAUUGAACGGGAAUGAAGCCAAAAAUGAACCUGUUUAUGAAGAUGAAUCAAAACCAAUUCGAUGUUUGAAUGCUUUAAAAUUGACUUGCUGCAUCUAUAAUCAGAGAACAGUUCUCAUAAUUUGUACAAAGUAUUGGCAGAUUUAUGAUGCUGGAGAUUUCUCAUUGUUGUGUUCUACAAACAACCCUCAAAAUGAACGCUGGUUGGGUGGUGAUUUCUUGUCAGCCGAUCGUGUUUUAAUUUGGAGUGAUUGUGGGAAAGGUUUUCUUUAUAAGCUUCCUAAGAAUUGCAAUGCUGAGAGUAAGGAUUUCCAUUCGCAGUCAAAAAGUAUUGAUCAUUCAGUUUUGUAUUGCACUUUAAUUGUGCCUGAUGAUAAGCGACUACUUUGCCCUCCUGUGAUGUGCUUCACUCCAAUAACACGUAAUUCUGCAGAAAAAAUACUCUUAAGAGGGGAUUCCAGUGGAAGAGUUCUGUUCUGGUAUGUCCCAGAUGUUCCAGAUAAUGAAAUUGAAAAAGUGGCAAAAACAGGAAAGCCUCUUGAGUAUUCCCCUAAACUAUCACUGAGUUUGCAAGAAGCAUGGGAUUCUAUGCAUCCACCGCCUGCUGGAAUAUUAGAUCAAAUGUACCAUGCUCCUGAUGCUGCUCAUUUGAAGCUCACUGCAAGUGUAUACCUGCCUCUUCAAGGUCGCUUAGUUUGUGGGAGAGAAGAUGGGUCAAUCCUAAUUAUCUCUGCCACUCAAACAGUUCUGUUACAGUUAUUGUAUGGAAAGCAUCAGACAUAUGAAGAUUGGCCUCCACACCAGUUACUUCAUGGACAUAAUGGAAGAGUAAACUGUCUGCUUUAUCCCCAUUUGAUUCAUAACAGAUAUGACAUUGCGCAUUUGCUUUCUGGCGGAGUUGAUUUUUCUGUUUGCCUAUGGGAUAUCUACACUGGAACUCUUUUGUAUCGGUUCUGUAUUCACGCAGGAGAAAUUACGCAGUUGCUUGUUCCACCAGUAAAUUGCAAUAAUCGUGUUCUACAGUCUAUUUGCUCUGUUGCCAGCGAUCAUUCAGUUGCUCUGCUUGCUUUGAAAGAUAAGAAAUGCAUAAUGCUAGCUAGUAGACAUUUAUUUCCUAUUCAAGUGAUAAAAUGGCGCCCAUUAGAUGAUUUUAUGGUUGUAGGCUGUGCUGAUGGCUCAGUAUACGUCUGGGAAAUGGAAACAGGUCAUCUGGACAGGUAUGUUCAGGGUCUAUCUGCUGAAGAAAUCUUGAGUGCAUGUGAUGAAAAUGUCGUUAGUUCUGGUGAUCGAAUGACAAAUCCUGCUAUUCACUUUUUCCGUGGCUUACGGCAUCGGAAUUUAGCUGCGAUUCGGAAUGCUGCUCAGUGGGGUUUUAAUCAGUUACAUCAACCUCAUUCUCAUGAGUCUUCUCAACAUACUGGUGAUGGAAGUGAAAUGCAGAGGUCAAGAGCUCAACCACUGAUUAUUCAGGGGCUUCGCACUAAUCCUAAAGAUCAAGAUAGCCAUGUUUUGUUUUUUGAUAUUGAAGCCUUAGUAGUCCAACUUUUGACUGAAGAAUAUUCAUCAUUAUCUCCUGGGCAACUUGAAAUUCAAGGUCUUAUUAAUGUGUCAGAACACCAAAAGUAUUUAGCUCUUUCCAGUUCUCCUGAAGCUCAAAGGAAAUUCUCAGGUCUUAUCGCCAAAGUCAAAGACACUGCUGAGAAUGCAGCUCAAAAAAUCCAAGCUAAGGCUGAAAGUGUUGGCUUCAAAACUACUUCUGGAGAAAUAACUAUUCGUCGCAAGGAUUCUGGUGGCAGCUCCGGAAGUGCCGAAGCUCCGGGAAGAAAGGGGAAACAGAUGAAUCUGGCUGAGACGAAUUUGACAAUGGAAAUUGCCCAGCUUUUGCUUUCAAUUCUUCAUGCUUGGGGCCUUGAUUCCGAGUUGGAUCGUGUAUGUGAAAGUAAACUAGGUCUUUUAAGACCAAUGCGCCCAGUAUGUUUUGGUUUACUAUCUCGUGGAGGGCACAUGUCAUUGAUUUUGCCCACCUAUCUUCAUACAAUAAAGCAAGAUGGAACUCCGAAGGUGGCUGCUGUAGAAGGCAAGCAUAUCAAACUAGUGCCUCCUGCUAUCCCACCAGAGUUAGUGGAGGAAGAGGAAAGAGCUCGAAUAUUUUCAUCAAAGGGUCACUGGGAAUUAUCUUUAGCCAUAACAACUACUCAUUUAUUAGCUAUAAUUGCCUUAGCCAAUACUUUGAUGUCUAUGAACAGUGCUACUUUUAUUCCUGAGCAAGAACGGAGACGGAAGCUGCACAGAAGACUUAGCCGAGCUGACAGUAGAGCUGUUAAUUCUCAGCCAACUUCGCCAGGAACACCAGGUAGUACAGAUGCUAAAAGCAAAGAUGAUGCAGUUCAAGCAAUGAUGGCAGCUGAAGCAGGAGCUUUUAGCAGUCAACAGGCUCAAAUUAAACAAGGUUGGAGCUUACUGGCUGCGCUCCACUGUGUUCUGCUGCCCGAUUUAGUCAAAUCACCUAAAUUUAAAUGUCCUCAAGUAGAAAUGUUAGCUCGGCGUUGGCAAGAUCGUUGUCUUGAAGUUAGGGAAGCUGCUCAGGCUCUUUUGUUAGCUGAGCUUCGAAGAAUAUCACCUAAAGGGAGGAAGCAACUGGUAGAAGAGUGGGCGCCAUACCUACCAAAUUAUGGUGAACCAUAUCCUAAGAAUCCUCAUGUUUCGAAUCAGCAUAAGCAGCCUGAUGCAAGCAGUGCACCCCCUGCUCCCGCUUCAACACCAAAUUCAGCUGGAAACACUGUGUCUAAUUCUUCUACUCAAAACGGGGAACAAGUGCAUAUAAAAGAUGAGGAACAUUCAUCUUCCGAAGAAGAAACUGAAGAUCAUAGUUUGGAAGAAGUUAGCUCAAGGAAACCUUCUAGUGUUGCAGAAGGCAAGCGAAAACAGACGACUGCAAUAGUUCUUCUGGGAGUUAUUGGAGCAGAGUAUGGUCAUGAAAUAGAAACUAGCAAAAAGAAAGCAGAGGAUCAAAAAAGACGAAGUGUUGUUGAUGGUUUUGGUCUAUCUAAUUAUUCAUUGGCAAGGCAUACAAGUCAAGCAUUGGCAUUUUUGCUUUUGGUUCCACCCUCUCCAUCUUUUCCAGCUCAUACUGCUUUGAGGCGUGCUGCCAUAGACUUAAUUGGCAGAGGGUUUACUGUUUGGCAACCGUACUUAGAUGUAUCCAAAAUUUUACUUGGCUUGUUAGAACUUUGUUGUGAUUCUGACAAACUUGUUCCUAGCAUGUCAUAUGGGUUGCCUCUGACUCCAGCUGCUGAUUCCUGUCGAACAGCUCGACAUGCUCUUUCAUUAAUUGCCCUUGCCCGACCUCCUGCAUUUAUUACUACUCUAGUAAAGGAAGUUGCACGGUACAAUACAUUAGCGCAGAACGCUCAAGCACUCAACAUUUCCAUGACUAUGACUGUGUUAAGCCGUUCCAAGCCUGAAAUUUUAAGAGUUGUUGAACUUCUCAUUGAUAAGAUGCAAACUGAUGUAUCAGACUUGCUGGUAGAGGUUAUGGACAUUGUGAUACAUUGCCUGGAUCACACACAGUUAAAAGCCAGAGGGUUGAAAGAAACUUUUCCUGCUAUAUGCCGAUUUUACAAUGUAACUUAUUGCAGUUCUACAAGACGUAUUGCAGUUGGUGCUAAAAGUGGUGGGUUAGCUAUAUAUGAACUGCGUGCUAAUAAGUGUCAAAAUAUAUCUGCUCAUGCUGCUGCCAUUAAUGCAUGUGCCUUUUCCCCUGAUGGAAAGUACUUAGCCUCAUAUUCAAAUCAAGAAAAUAAAUUAUGCUUUUGGCAGACUGCAACUGGCCUAUUUGGUCUAGGAAAUGCACAGACACGUUGCAUACGAACUUAUAAUACACCUUUGUUGAAUGAAGUUGUGAAAAAUAAUCCUUUGAAAAUGGCCAGGCUACAGUGGGCUGCUAACAAAGUUGUUAGCUUGAUCACUGAUGAUAAUUUGGAGUAUCGUUUCAGCGUGACUUGAGAGGAAACAUUUUUGAUUUUUGAAGAAAUAUUAAUUAUCUCAUAUUGUAAGCAGAGUUUAUUUGUUUAUUUAUUUAAUUUUAUAAUAUCACCAUAGAUACUGGAAGAAAUUGAUUAUUUUGUAUAAAGUGUAAGACUUAGUUUCCUAUUACGUGUAGAAGUGUGGAAUCAAAUAUAUGUAUU